This is a messenger RNA of Tupaia belangeri chinensis (Chinese tree shrew), 2587 nucleotides long. RefSeq names its product solute carrier family 39 member 4 (gene SLC39A4). The transcript has 10 exons. Gene Ontology annotation, molecular function: monoatomic cation:bicarbonate symporter activity; zinc ion transmembrane transporter activity. Bases 160 to 2460 code for a protein of 766 amino acids. Gene Ontology annotation, biological process: zinc ion import across plasma membrane; intracellular monoatomic cation homeostasis. The record is from RefSeq and is a predicted model, not a curated record. Lineage: Eukaryota; Metazoa; Chordata; Mammalia; Scandentia; Tupaiidae. Gene Ontology annotation, cellular component: plasma membrane.
AGAGGGCCUGGGCUGGCGGGCGGGUCCAAGCCCAGCCCAGGCAGCCCCAUCAGCCCCAGUGGCCACAGCCGCACAGCCGCACAGCCAGAGCCCUCUGGCCCAAGUGUGGAGGCCCUGGCCCUGCGGGAGUCGGGGCUGUUGCUGGCCCUUCUGGUGGUGAUGGUGACAGCGGCCCAGCCCACCCACCUGCUGAGCCUGCUCAGGGCAGGCCGGGGCGCCCUGGACCGGGAGGCACUGGGCAGCCUGUUAAAUACGCUGGCGGCCCGUGUGCACUGCGCUGGCGUGCCGUGUGGAAAGGUAAUGGCUCCACCCGACGGCCCCCCGCCCCAGCCCCUUCCCGCCCCCUCCACCCUGAGGCUGGCAGCAAAGGGCCCUGGGCAAACUCCAGGAGGCGGGCCGAGGCUGGUGAUCGGGCACCCAGGCCCUGCCCGCAGGCCAGAGCCCACCCUCCCUGCUGGGGCUCGGAAGGCCUGCCCUGCCCAGGACCAUGCAUGGCCUGGAGCCCCAAACCAACGGGCUCCAGGAAGAAAGCAGGGGCAUGGGGGUCUAGGGUGCCGGGAAAGGGGUGGCUGUGAGGGCCCGGAGGGGACAUGCCCCAUCUGCCCACAGUGCCUGACAGUGGAGGACGUGCUGGCCCUGGGCAAGCCGGAGGAGCCCGGGCUCCCUGCAGGGCAGGUCCUGGAGGCCAGGCACAUGGCUCGCUUUGGUGCCGCGGCCGCCCUCUACCUCAGCGACCCAGAGGCCACGUGUGCAGAUGUCCGGGCUGGCCGCUGGGCCUCCCAUGCCGACCGUCUCCUGGCCCUGCUCGAGGGCCCUGAGGCUCUGACCCUGGGCCUGAGCCGGCUGCUCUGGAGGAUCCAGGCCCGAGCUGGCUGGCCCACAGUGGCAGAGACCUGCGUAGGCGUCUCUCAGCUGCUAGGGGAAGUGGCAGGGGCACCUGGCGGCCCCGGCCCAGCGCUGGCUGCCCUUCUGGACCACGUGAGGAGCGGCUCCUGCUUCCACGCCCUGCCCAGCCCUCAAUACUUUGUGGACUUCGUUUUCCGCCAGCAGGGCAGUGAGGCCCCCAACAUCACCCUGGCCGAGCUGGCGGCCCUGAUGCAGCGUCUGGGCGUGGGCAGCGAGGCCCAUGGUGACCACAGUGACCAUGGUGAGCUGGGCAGGGGGGCCAGCCACCAGCGCCCUGUGGCCCCUGCCACCUCCAACAGCAGCCCCAGCACGUGGGACACGGUAUGCCUGAGUGCCAGGGAUGUGAUGGCCGUGUAUGGGCUGCCCGAGCACGUGGGGGUGACCCCAGAGGCCUGGGCCCAGUUGAGCCCUGCCCUGCUCCAGCAGCAGCUGAGCGGGGCUUGCAGCCCCCAACCCACGCUCCCCAGUGAAGACCAGCUCAGCCAGGUGGAGAGGUACCUGUACGGCUCCCUGGCCACACUGCUCACCUGCCUGAGUGCAGGGCUAGGCCUCCUGCUGCUGACCUGCACUGGCUGCGGCGUGGGGGCCCACUACGUCCGGCAGACCUUCCUGAGCCUGGCUGUGGGAGCACUCACUGGAGACGCCCUCUUGCACCUGACACCCAAGGUGCUGGGGCUGCAUGCGCACAGUGGGGAGGGCCUCAGCCCACAGCCCACCUGGCGCCUCCUGGCCAUGCUGGGGGGCCUCUACGCCUUCUUCCUAUUCGAGAAUCUCUUUAACCUCCUGCUGCCCAGGGACUCAAAGGUCAGUAUCUUGGUGACUGGACCCCUCCUGCCAGUGGGGUGGGGGGUGGGCCUGGUGCACCCUGAGCCACUAACCCCACAGGACUCAGAGAAGGAAUGGCCCUGCAGCCACAGUGGCCACAGCCACGGCAGCCAUGGUGGCCACAGCCAUGGCGUGGCACUGCAGCUGGCACCCAGCGAGCUCCGGCAACCCAAGCAGCCCCAGGAAGGCUCCCAGGCAGAUCUGGUGGUAGAGGAAACCCCGGAGCUGCUGCACCUGGAACCCCGGAGGCUGAGUCCAGAACUGCGGCUCCUUCCCUACCUGAUCACCCUGGGCGACGCUGUGCACAACUUCGCCGACGGCCUGGCGGUGGGCGCCGCCUUUGCAUCCUCCUGGAAGACCGGGGUGGCCACCUCCCUAGCGGUGUUCUGCCACGAAGUGCCGCACGAGCUGGGAGACUUCGCCGCCUUGCUGCACGCCGGGCUGUCUGUGCGCCGAGCGCUACUGCUAAACCUGGCCUCGGCGCUCACGGCCUUCGCCGGCCUCUUCCUGGCGCUCGCGGUCGGAAUCGGCGAGGAGAGCGAGGCCUGGAUCCUGGCAGUGGCCGUCGGCCUCUUCCUCUACGUGGCGCUCUGCGACAUGCUCCCGGCCAUGCUGAACGAGAGGGACCAGCGGCCUUGGCUCCUCUUCCUGUUGCACAACCUUGGCCUGCUGGGCGGCUGGACCGUCCUGCUGCUACUGUCGCUGUACGAGGACAGCAUCACCCUCUGAUGCCCCUGCCCUGGUCUGUCUCAGCGCUCUGGACCUGCCAGGCCCACUGAACCUACAGCCAAGAGCCAGAGAGCCGCAGGCCUUUGUGCCUCCUCCUGGUGCCCCUGUGGCUUCAAUAAAGACACCC